Molecule: messenger RNA, 1561 nt
Organism: Danio aesculapii
Lineage: Eukaryota; Metazoa; Chordata; Actinopteri; Cypriniformes; Danionidae
Gene: gjb9a
Product: gap junction protein beta 9a
Exons: 2
Coding region: 169-924 (251 amino acids)
Biological process (GO): cell communication
Cellular component (GO): connexin complex
Source: RefSeq, a predicted model, not a curated record
CAACGCACUUUAGUAAGGCCUACGUCUCUAGAUCAGGUCUGACAGGAUUUCUGACAGGCUUCAGCGGGUUCACCGCCCUCUUCCAUGAAUUUGGGCUGUUUUGUUCUGUGCGUUUUGUUUUCAAUGUCAGUCAAUUCCGCGAAACACGGACAUUUCUUGUGAUCAGGAAUGAACUGGUCGGGAUUGCAGUCCCUUCUGAGCGGGGUCAAUCGAUAUUCGACCGUGUUUGGUCGAGUGUGGCUGUCUGUGGUGUUUGUGUUUCGUGUUCUGGUGUUUGUAGUGGCAGCUCAACGCGUUUGGGGCGACGAAAACUUAGUGUGCAACACCAGGCAACCCGGCUGUGCCAACGUCUGCACUGACACCACAUUCCCCAUCUCUCACAUCCAUCUGUGGGCCUUACAGCUCAUCUUCGUCACAUGUCCGUCGCUCAUGGUCAUAGCCCACGUCAAACUCAGAGAGGGAAAAAACAAGAAGCACACGGACGUCCACGAUGGAGAGCAAUUAUACGCCAACCCUGGAAAAAAGCGUGGUGGUCUAUGGUGGACUUACCUGCUGAGCUUGCUCAUUAAAGUCAUUGUCGAUGCUGCAUUUCUUUAUAUUGUUCAUUACUUGUAUGAAGGCUUUGAUCUUCCUCGUCUCAUCAAGUGCUCGGCGCAUCCUUGUCCAAACAUGGUGGACUGUUUCAUCUCUCGUCCCACAGAGAAGAAGAUCUUCAUUCUCUUUAUGGUGGUCUCCAGUGCGGUCUGCAUCUUCAUGUGCAUCUGUGAAAUGGUUUAUCUCAUUGGAAAGCGAGUAUCGAAUAACUUCAUGAUGGUAAAAGAACCGGCACAAAGAUCCAGAAAACGUGACCCUACUCUGUCAAGUAGCCAAUACUUUAUUUCGCAAAAAUUAAAAGAGAAAAAAAUAGACAAUACAGCUCUUUAAUGACAGACGCAUGUCCACAUAUGUUUACAAAACCCAUUCACUGCCAUACUGCCUGGCCUACUGGCAAUUUUACGAGAGUAAAUAUAAAAUAGGAUCAACGUAUUUAUUAUUUUUUUGUUUGUAACUUUUGAUUAAAGUGUCAAAUGUCCGGGAUGAGAGUGAGGUUUAGGGGUUGAGUGUAACAAAGUCCAGCUAGCGAAGUGCUAUGGAGGUAAACCUCACUCCAAUGACCUCUAAAGGUGCUCUAGCGACAGAUCCUAGAGGCCAUGGUCUUUAGCCUUCUUGUUAGAGUAACCGACUCCCAUGUGAAGAGUUACCGGUUCAAUCCCAGCUCAGAGCAGGUUGGGUGGUGUAGGACCAGUUACAUUGGUGCCGUGACCCAGAUGGGAGUGAGGUUUAGACGGCUGAGUGUAACAGAGGCCAGCUAGCGUAGUGCUAUGCAGGUAAACCUCACUACUCUGACCUCUAUAGGUGCUCUAGCGACAGACGCUAGAGGCCAUGGUCUUUAGCCUCCUUGUUAGAGCAACCGAAUUCGAACUACCGGUUCGAUCCCAGCUCAGAACGUGAGGGGUGCAGUAGGACCGGUGGUUACAUAUCUAAGCAAAAAAAGUUUUUUAUAGUUUUGUUUUUAUGUAUG